AUGCCCUCGUGCAGACUAGUCUGCUGUCUCUGCAAAGCUCUGAUCGCAGAGCGAGCUAUUUGUGACUCCAGUCAUAGUGACCACGUUUCGCCACGGCAAGACACCCAAUCUGUACGGUUGAAACAGGAUGCCUUGACCCGCCAGAGCAAAUCAUCGCUUCAUUCUUGGGCAGAUACGGUACCCUAUCCAUGUACCGAAGCACGUGCAUAUGUAACGCGUCUUGACAAUCGCCUUUCAGGUGAUAUCUGCAGCAAAGGCUCAUACGAGCAGGGUGCACUGACGGCAAAGCUGGUGCUACCUUGCCCGUGGGCAAGUUGCUCCUUUUGGCAUCAGCUGAAACACCAUCCGAUGUUUCCGAGAGAUCAGCCCACCAGCAAUGUCAACCCCUCGCCACACAGAGUCCAGCACCAGGCGCCUGAUAGAAAUCGCCAAUUCGAGCUCUACACAGAAACCUUUGAACACCCAAGAAAUAGAAGAGACCAGAUGGGGAAGUCGGAAGGCGCUGCGCAGACAGGGAGCUCUCGGCGCACUGCUAAUGGAUACAUCCCGAUUGAGGAUUAUGGCCUGAUUGGUAACAUGCGUACAUGUGCCCUAUCUUCUACAGACGGAAGUAUAGAUUACAUGUGUUGGCCUUACUUCGACUCGCCUACCGUGUUUGGCCGUAUUCUGGACAAGGACAAGGGCGGCCAUUUCACCAUAUGCCCCACCAAUUACGAUCUGUGUACCCCCAAGCAAGAUUACCUUCCAGCAAGCAACAUACUCCAGACGAGAUACCUCAAAGAAGAAGGUGCACUAAAUGUCGUGGAUUUCUUUCCACGACCUAAUAAUAGGAACCUGGAUGCCGAGUACCACGCAAACGUCAUCAGCAGCGACCACACUGGCAAGGUACCCGACCGACCCGAUCUCAAAAAAUGGCUAGUGCGGCGCGUGGAGUGUAUACGUGGUUCAAUGGAUGUAAAGGUCGUAGUGUCCCCAGCAUUCAACUAUGCGCGAGACAAGCACACCACGGAAAUAGUCGACUUGAACACGACGGAUCAUGGAAACGGUCUUCAAAGAGCCAUAUUUCGUUCCCAAGAUCUGGCCCUUGAACUCAACGUGACCAUCGACUGCGGCGAUGAAAAAGAUCAGACUUGUCCGAUGGUAGUGUUUGAGAAGUCUGUCGAGCCUGGAAGCCUUGGUGAGGGUAUUACUGCCACAUUUCACCUGGAGGAAGACCAAGCUGUAUCAUUCGUUCUUCGAGCUGCUGAGGAUCAUAGCCCCGAAAGAAUCGAUACUGUGCUGUUAAACGACCUGCAGCGAAACACGCACCAAUACUGGGCACGAUGGAUCGAUUCUGGACGAUAUACAGGACGUUGGUCCGGGUAUGUGAUGCGGAGUCUUCUGUUACUCAAAAUGCUCACCUUCGAGCCCAGCGGGGCUAUUGUUGCCGCACCCACGUUUUCUUUACCAGAAGAGAUUGGUGGUGUGCGCAAUUGGGACUAUCGGUAUUCCUGGGUGAGGGAUGCGUCCUUCACAAUCUACAUCUUAUUGCGGCUGGGUUUCAGCCAUGAAGCUGAAGCCUACAUCAGUUACAUCUUCCAGCGAGUGAAGGAGACCAAGUCAAGAGGUAGCCCACUGCCGAUCAUGUUCACCAUAUGGGGUGGUACAGAUAUACCAGAAGUUGAGCUUGCCCAUCUGGCAGGCUACAGGGACAGCCGGCCCGUACGAAUUGGGAAUGGCGCUGCCUUCCAUACCCAACUUGACAUAUACGGAGAAUUGAUGGAUGGCAUAUAUCUUGUGAACAGAUUCGGCCAACCGAUUACCUAUGAUCAAUGGUGUCUUGUACGGGAAUUGGCCGAUUAUGUCUGCACCGUGUGGCAGGAGCAAGACAUGUCCAUCUGGGAAGUUCGAGGAAAGAAGCAGAACUUCGUCUAUAGUAAGAUGAUGCUCUGGGUUGCACUCGAUCGCGCGCUACGCCUGGCAGACAAGCGGAGUUUUCCUUGCCCCCAUCGAGGAGAGUGGUAUCGAGUUCGCGACGAGAUCUACGAGGAGAUCAUGGAUAAGGGCUACAAUUCGAAUCUGGAGUGCUUCAUCCAGAGUUACGAGUCGAACGAGGUGCUAGAUUCGGCUGUCCUGGUUGCGCCUUUGGUGUUCUUCAUAUCGCCAACGGAUCCUCGGUUCUUGAAGACGUUGAACCGCAUCUUGAAAGCCCCAGAGAAAGGAGGACUGACAAGCACAGGUCUUGUGUAUCGGUACAACAAUGCAGUGAGCGAUGAUGGCGUUGGAGGCGGACGUGAGGGUGCCUUUAGCAUGUGUACCUUCUGGCUUGUUGAAGCACUGACGAGGGCGGGUGCGUACGACGAGAAGUAUCUCUUGCAGGCAGUCAGUAUUUUCGAGAAUAUGCUCAGCUUUGGCAAUCAUGUGCAUAUGUUCUCCGAGGAGAUUGCGCGGUCCGGAGAGCAACUUGGAAACACGCCACAAGCCUUCAGCCAUCUAGCUCUGGUCUCAGCCGCCUUCAACUUGGAUAGGACACUAAACUCGCGCAAGAAAUAG
This is a messenger RNA of Plenodomus lingam JN3, 2532 nucleotides long. RefSeq lists its product as uncharacterized. The record is from RefSeq and is a predicted model, not a curated record. Gene Ontology annotation, biological process: carbohydrate metabolic process. Lineage: Eukaryota; Fungi; Ascomycota; Dothideomycetes; Pleosporales; Leptosphaeriaceae. Gene Ontology annotation, molecular function: hydrolase activity, hydrolyzing O-glycosyl compounds.